AUGCCUGGUGCCAGAGAGCUCAAAACGGACGAAAUCAACAGCUACACUGAGCCAUUGGUAUAUGAGCUGGUACAGUUAUAUCACAGAAUAAGAAUGCCAACGUUUGGGUUUCUUGUUGGUGAGGUGAUUUGCGCUGCGUUGAUGGUAGUUGCCUACGAUAUUCCAGUUGCCAGAAAGACCAGUGAAUUUACCGCACAUAAUAGCACGUGUGUAUUCUUCAAGUAUACCCGCCAUUUCACUCGACUUGCUGAUACAAUUCAGGUUGAUUUCUGUGGGUUUAAUGAAUCUCGGUGGUGUCGGGUAGCUUUGAGAAGAAUAGGCUACAUGCUGAGAAUCGAUGAUAUGAUUGUCCCUAAUGGACAUACAGUGUUGAGGAGCAAAUUUGACAAGAAGUUUGCCGAUAUGAAAGCAGCCGAGUAGAAAUCGUGGUGGUUGGUAUAUUCCCCCGUGGUGUUGAAGUUGAUGCUCUCAUCCUUGUAAUUUAAUAACUGGAUCAAUUCUGUCCACGCUUGCCGUCACCUCGUAAACCCAGUAUUACAUUCAAUGAUAUUAAUACCGCCUGUGGUAUACACACCACAAUUGAGUGAAGAACAGACCCCACAACCAAAUACUGGUUCCUUCUUGCUAAUGAACCUGGCAAGUUAACAAUCUCCGGAACUGUUACACACCAGGCGCACGUACACUACACACUCAUACAGUGUAAACCAACCAUUACACAGCAGGGAUUUGAAUUACAGGGAUUUUAAUAGUAGCAGAUAUAAACAAUAUUAUUUUGUCUCUUUAAUAAAUAAUACUCUCACAGUAUCUACUUUUCCCAUUAUUGAGAUACUAACCCAUAAACAAUCCCGAAUACCUCACCGCCCAUAGACGCCUCAAAGAAUUCUGUGAAGAAUGCAACACCUUAUACACUGCAACAAUCCUCAUAUGUAACAUGCGCCUGCACCUCCAUCUUCGUGAAGCUAUUUUCGAUUUUGGGCUAGUGUACGGUUAUUGGCUCUUUGGGUUCGAGAGGUACAACGGCCUACCCAAG
Molecule: messenger RNA, 1030 nt
Organism: Phycomyces blakesleeanus NRRL 1555(-)
Lineage: Eukaryota; Fungi; Mucoromycota; Mucoromycetes; Mucorales; Phycomycetaceae
Exons: 2
Coding region: 1-420 (139 amino acids)
Source: RefSeq, a predicted model, not a curated record